Blepharisma stoltei is the source of this 321-nucleotide messenger RNA. The record is from the annotation of a GenBank genome assembly. Lineage: Eukaryota; Ciliophora; Heterotrichea; Heterotrichida; Blepharismidae.
AUGUGCUCUACACCUUUUGGUCUAUCAAAUCUGUCGUUUCAUGCACUACAGAGACUCUCUUCCUUUUUUGCCUUCUUUGCCUUUUUUGCCAUUUUUUACCUUUUUUGCGCUUUUUGCCCUUUUGCCUUUUUUGCCUUUUUUGCCUUUUUUGCCUUUUUUGCCUUUUUUGCCAAUUUUGCCUUUAUUGCCUUUUUUGCCUUUUUUACCUUUUUUACCUUUUUCGCUUCUCUUUUGUAUUUUGCCUUUUCUGUCCCCACACAAUUUUCGGUUUCUUCACUUUCCACUUUUCACAGUCCAAGAUCUUGAUUGGAAUCUGAUUAA